AUGGACUACGCCUACGCCGGGAUAAAUGCAAGCAGAUGUGGAUCUCUUCGAGACCUCGAACGGGAAUCAGGGUGGACGAUAGAACUCGUCGAUGAGUUCUGUUACCUGGGCUGUAUGCUGAAGAACAACGGCAGCUACGAGAGAGAUGUUCAGCAAAGAUGCGCUAAGGCCACUUCUGCAUUUAACUCCUUAACGAAAUGUCUGUGGUCUACCCCCAUCACCAACGAAGUCAAGCUGCGAGUCUACCUAUCCGCAAUUCGCCCCAUCAUGAUGUACGGAUCGGAGACUUGGGCAGCACCAUCAACGGUUAUGGAGAGGCUUGACCACAGAACGAAAGCUGAUUAG
Molecule: messenger RNA, 345 nt
Organism: Necator americanus (New World hookworm)
Lineage: Eukaryota; Metazoa; Nematoda; Chromadorea; Rhabditida; Ancylostomatidae
Exons: 1
Coding region: 1-345 (114 amino acids)
Source: RefSeq, a predicted model, not a curated record